GGCGCAUGCGCACAGAGCGCGGGGAGCGCGCAGCCGCGGGGCGGGACGGGACGGCGGGAGGUUCGUAACGGCGGAGAUGGGACAUGAGACAUGAGACAUGGCCACCAAGAGGAUGGCGCGGUUGCUGGGGCUGGCGCGGAGCAGCUCACACGGCUCACACGGUGCACACGGUGCACACGGUGCACACGGCUCACACAGCUCACACGGCUCACACAGCUCACACGGUGCCGGGCUGACGGGGCGGCGCUGCGGGUUCGGGUUCCUGCUCGUCGUCGACUUCGAGUCCACGUGCUGGCGGGACGCGCGGAGCCGCCGCCCCGAGAUCAUCGAGUUCCCGGCCGUGCUGCUGGACGCCAACACGGGGCGCAUCGAGGCCGAGUUCCACGCGUUCGUGCAGCCGCAGGAGCAGCCCGUGCUGUCCGAGUUCUGCACGGCGCUGACCGGCGUCACGCAGGUACCGGCUCCUCGCGCCGUUCGGUGCCGUUUUAAAGGGCCGAACUCGGCCCAAGUGACGCGGUGUUUCUCUCUCUGCCGCCCGAAGAAACAAGUGGAUGAAGGGGUCCCGCUGCGCAUCUGCCUGUCACGGUUCUUGAAGUGGCUUCAGCAGCUACAGAAGGAGAAGAAGUUCCUGUUCAGCUCCGACAUCCCGAGCUGUGCUGUUCCAGAGGCAGAGCUGUGCGCUUUUGUCACCUGGACAGACUGGGACCUGGGCGUGUGCUUGCACUACGAGUGUAAGAGGAAGCAGUUGUGGAAACCUGACAUCUUCAACUCCUGGAUUGAUCUCAAAGCAACGUACAGGGCCUUCUAUAAUAGAAAACCUAAGGGGCUGAGUGGUGCUUUGCAGGAUUUGGGGCUGGCUUUUGUGGGACGGGAACAUUCUGGGUUGGAUGACUCUCGGAAUACUGCUCGUCUUGCUUGGAGGCUGAUUUGUGAUGGGUGUGUGCUGAAGAUUACUAAAUCUUUGGAUAAGUCCUGUCCUAGGAAGAACAUGAUUGCCAGAACGCUGAGUACUGACUCUGCUGACAAGACUCUGCCGGGAAGAAGCAGCAGCUUUGAAACAUCCGGAGAUAGACCUUGCAAAGCAAACUCUCUGGCAGAGAGAAACCACAAUAGUACUGCUGGAAUUAUGGUAAAUUCUAAUGUACAAUCUGCAGAACAGGCCACUUGCAGUGAUUGCUCUGCAGACACACGUGUUGUAUCUGGCAGCAGCUCAAGGGCUGAUUUGUGUGAAGAAACCCGAAGCUCUUCUGCAGUAUCUGCUGACAGGUUUCCUCCUCUUCUCAGACGUGCACAUCAGUCUCAUAGUACUUUAUCACCAGGCAUUCAGCAAGGACUGAACUGUGGGCAUCUCAUGAGCACAGCAAGGUACAACAGCUCUGCAGUGUGUGGGUCAGGACUAGUACUCAUCUCCACCACUGUCUCCUCAGUUAAUACCUCCAGUGAGAAUACAGACACUCGUUCUGAUUGCUUGUCUCUGCUGACUGACUGGGAAGAUGUAGCUUUAAUACCUAAAUCUCAAUCUGAACCAAAUUCAGACUGCAUUCAGUCUAAGGAGGACUCAAGUACAGACAUCUUAACUGUGUCUGAAGAAAAAACAGAUCCAGAGCAAUCAGCUGCAACGAGUUCAGGUGAUCAGAGUUUAGGGAAAACUCUGGUACCCACAGAACCUCCUAGAUCUAUCAUUUAUAAAAGUCCUGAUACUACUAUCUAUAAUGUAGGAAUGGUGCAAAGGCAGACUUCAAAUCUUUCUGCUUUUAAGAUCCCAUCUGCAAAGGUAAAUACUAUUUCAUCCCAAUCAGCAUUAAUGAGAAAUCAUUCUGUUCCUUCUGAGGUUCCCAAAAGAAAGCCAACCAGUCCACCAGCACUCCCACCAGCAAAAAAACAGCCUUUUGCUAUUUAUCAGGAGAAAAUGGCAUCUUCAGAUCAUGCCUUGCCUUUGAGAAAUCUGAAUUUGUCCAAAGCACCUCGUGCCAUUCUGAGCUGCACAGUCAAUCCAAAUCAGUCUGUAACAGCUGAGCAAAACAAAAAACUGACUCCCCCUCUCUGUAACUGCGGUCGAAGGGCUAAGAGGCUCUAUGUGUCAAAUGCAGGUCCAAAUCAUGGCAAAGCUUUUUUCUGUUGCCCUGUUGGCAGGCGAGAAGGUAGUAAGAAAAGUUGUGGAUACUUCAAGUGGGAAAAUGUAUUUCUAAAAGAGAAAUCUGUUAUCGCCAUGAAUGUAGAUGUAGAUGCUUUGACCUCUCUUGGAACGUGCCCCAGCACUUCAGGAAAUUCUUCCAACAAAAGUUUGUUCCUCAGACCAUCUAUGAGAACUUGAAGCUCUUUAAUUUGGUGGUUUGAAUCUUAAGGUCAGUCAGUUAACUGUGGUUAAUGAAACUGGGGCAGUCCAAUGAUGUCAGAUACAUAUUCUGAGCAAAGGAUGGAAAUAAUGUUGAUUGGCUAAUGUGGAUGAAAACUGCAGCUGUUUAAGCAUGCAGACAUACCCACGUUACCAUGAUUGGAGUGGGACAGAACAAAUCUUGUGCCGCAGUUAAGGUGUGAGAAGCUGUUGUUGCACAUCUUAAAUUCCUAUUUUGUUAUCACGUGUCUUAAAUUCUUUGCAAAUUGAGUCCUUAAAUAUUUUAAUGAGGUAGAUUUUGCUUUUAUACUAUUUCUUCUAAACGUACUUGUAGAGAUUUUUAUUUAUAAGUUGUCCCACUGCUCAGGAGUGAUUCUUGAAGCAAGUCUUGUACAGAACUCCUGUGGAUUUUUCUCAUUUCAGUAAUAAAGAUGAAAGGCUAGUGA
Molecule: messenger RNA, 2781 nt
Organism: Coturnix japonica (Japanese quail)
Lineage: Eukaryota; Metazoa; Chordata; Aves; Galliformes; Phasianidae
Source: RefSeq, a predicted model, not a curated record